Molecule: messenger RNA, 561 nt
Organism: Trichomonas vaginalis G3
Lineage: Eukaryota; Parabasalia; Trichomonadida; Trichomonadidae
Product: structural constituent of cell wall
Exons: 1
Coding region: 1-561 (186 amino acids)
Source: RefSeq, a predicted model, not a curated record
AUGGACAGUUUAGUUUUUGUUGAAGUUACAUCAGAUGCAGAAAUCGCAAACUGUGCAUUCAACCAUAGCAAGAACUUCAAAGAAAUAAGAUAUAAUUCACCAGAAAUCACAAAGAUCUAUUUGACUUAUUAUGUUUCGAAUUAUACAGCAAAUUUGAUCAAAGUCAGUGACAAAAUAACAGCUUAUCCUGUAUCAAAGUCAUGCAAAGAAUGCAAAGUUAAGUUUAUGAACAUUUCAUGUGAUGUCAAAGAAAUGAACACAGGAAAUAAAGAAUUUAUAAGAAUUGGUCAGUUCACAUAUUCAGGAAAGACAGAAAUCACAGGAAACAUGUCAGAUCCAAGUAACAUUGACUGUUUAAUCUUGAACAAAGAUUACAAAGGAAAGUUAUUUGGUCAAAGUGUUUCCAAAUACAGUAAAUGUGGUUCAUUCCCAUUAUCUGCUAUAAUUGGCAUCGCAGCAGCCGGAAUGGUUGUUGUUGGAAUCAUAAUAACUGUUAUUGUGAUUUGCAUCAUGAGAAAACGCAGAACUAAAGGUUUCUCAGAAAUACCUAACAGUAUAUAA